Molecule: messenger RNA, 3399 nt
Organism: Apis florea (little honeybee)
Lineage: Eukaryota; Metazoa; Arthropoda; Insecta; Hymenoptera; Apidae
Product: mitogen-activated protein kinase 15
Biological process (GO): protein phosphorylation
Molecular function (GO): MAP kinase activity; ATP binding
Source: RefSeq, a predicted model, not a curated record
AUUAAAUCUAUUUAUUAUUUUCCUUUUUCUUACUCUUAUUCCCUACAGACAUUGGACAAAUAGUCACGCAAUGUCGUUGGUAACCAUGAGUAGCAUUGAAUAUUGUCGUCAUAGUAACUGGCAUGAAUUCUAUAAACAUAGCCACAUUGAUGUGUCAAAGGUCGAAUGAAAAGCUGAUCAAGUAGAGCUUCCUUCCUGAUGUGUAAAGAUGUGAAUGCGUUACGGUCCUUAAACGCCGUUUCCGUCUGAAAAUUUUCGUACGUCCUCAAUCCUUCGGAUCGCCGUAUCAGUUCGUAAAGUUUCAUCGUUUCCACCUUUAAUCGCGAUGUCGUCAAAAAAUACCAACGAAAAGGUUUUGGAGAUCGAUGCACACGUCAGCAAACAUUAUGACAUCGUUCGACGUCUUGGCAAAGGGGCUUACGGUAUCGUGUGGAAGGCGAUAGACAAGAAAAACAAGGACACGGUAGCGGUGAAGAAGAUCUUCGACGCCUUCAGAAACCAGACGGACGCGCAGCGCACAUUCCGUGAGAUAAUGUUCUUACUGUCGUUCGCCAAUCACGACAACAUCAUACGAUUGAUCGGUCUUCACAAGGCGAACAACGACCGGGACAUUUAUCUCGUGUUCGAGUACAUGGAAACCGAUCUCCACAACGUGAUUAAGAAGGGCAAGAUCCUGAAGGACCUCCACAAGGUGUUCAUCAUGUAUCAGCUGUUUAAGGCGAUCAAAUACAUACAUUCGGGGAACGUGAUACACAGAGACCUGAAGCCAUCAAACGUUCUACUAAAUGCUCAUUGUCAUUGUAAAAUCGCUGAUUUUGGACUGGCACGGUCGGUCACUCAAAUAGGCGAAGGAGAUGGUGAAACAGCCAGCGAUCCUACGCUCACGGAUUACGUGGCGACUCGCUGGUAUCGGGCGCCGGAAAUCCUCGUUGCUUCGAAAAGGUACACGAAGGGUAUCGAUAUGUGGUCGCUCGGAUGUAUUCUCGGCGAAAUGCUCCUUGGAAAGCCAUUGUUUCCUGGUUCGUCGACGAUAAAUCAAGUGGAGAGAAUAAUGGCCACUCUCCCGCCACCUACGAGAGAAGAUCUAAUUUCGGUUAGCGCCGGAUACGGAACCAAUUUGUUGGAGAAAACACCGAAUGCACCGAGGCGCUCGUUGAAGGAAUUAUUACCAGAGGUGUCGGAGAAAGCGUUGAGCCUCAUCAGCAAUCUUAUAGUAUUCAAUCCUAAUCACAGAUUGACCGCUGUAGAGGCUUUGGAACAUCCUUAUGUGGCCGAUUUUCACAGAAGAAGCAACGAACCGGAAAGAGGUUCGAGCGUGGUACCUCUGCUCAGGGACGAUGUACAGCUGUCCGUCGACGAGUACAGAAAUAAGCUUUAUUCGAUGAUGGACGAGAAGCAUCGCAAGCAUAAGAAUAUGUCUAAGUCCAGAAUCAGGCGAUUAUCGGAGCACAUCAGGAAGGAAACAGUUAGUAGUAAUAGUAACCCAGUUAUCGGUCAAGGUGACGCGAUUGUUGGUAAAAAUCUUACACACUCAUAUCAAGAUUUACGUAAGGAGAGAGGUAGAAGCGACGCAGCAUACGAGCCCUCUUACGUAGAAGUACGUUCGCAACUGCCAAGCAAAAAGACGACACGGCAUUCGCAAAUUUUUAGUGAUGAAAGAGUUACGAAGACGAGAUCGAUAACUAUGGAGAUGCAGACGCAAAAUCCAAAAAAUCUUCGACCACCUGUUAAAAAUGUGGCAACUCAGUACACGCACAACUUUGUGAACGGCAAUCUGACUAAUUUGACACCGAGCACGACCAAAAGCUGUUUAUAUCUCAAUCAACAACACCGACCAUUAUCCAAAUCUCAACGUUCGAUACAAUCCGAUCAACCAGUGGUGUGUGCUCCUGGAAAAAGAGCGAAUCAAGCAGGGUCUAGUAAUCGGGACAAAUUGCGAAGGAAUAACAAACAGAUCCGCACGACGAAUCGACUCGUGUCGGAGACGAAUUGGCGCGAGGAUGAUCGGCAGAGGACUUCGUUCGGUUACGAGAAUCCGAAGAGGCCUCAGACGAAGUACUUUGCGAGAACGCCUGACAGCACACCCUCUUAUUACCUUAAGUGUCACAGCACCGUCAACAACAACAACAAGAAUAACUCAAACAGCACCGAAUCUUUGUACAAUACUUACCAUCCCACCGUGAAGAAUUUAGCUAUCCGAAACUACUUGAAUCAGACGAUACCAUCGCGCGUGGAAGAGCAAACCCAAUCGUUCCCUUGCCGAACGAGAAAUAACACGGAUUGCCGGAUGAUCCUUCGAAGUAACCCUAGCAAUAUCGAGAAGCUGAAUCAGUCUAUCACUAAUUGUCAAACAGUUAAUGGGAACAAUCGAUCGAGGAACGGACCCCUGAAUCGGUGCCACGUCGCGGGGACGCAGUCGAAACAUUUUAUCGAUGAGAUCGGCACGAACAGCGAGAAGAAGUUGACGCCUAUACGCGACUCGCCCUUCUUAGAAUCCUAUACGCAGAGUCACGGUGUGAUAACGGCGUCAGCGUACAAAGAUCUACGAAACGGGACUAUAAGAUGGUAAAAUGGGCCAGGGCCGAAACUUCCGAAAAAAAGAACGGUUAAUAAUAAUAAUAAUAAUGCUCGAGUAAUACUCGUGAGAAAAAAAUAAUAUAUGUAAAAGGAUUGGAAUAUAUAUAUAUAUAAAAGAAUAUUCCAUCCUUUCGAAAUCCUCGUAUUGGAUUCAACGUAGUAUAAAUUGAUUUGGUUUUUAUUAGAUUAAUUAAAUUAUUCCGGAACAAGUGUUUCUUCUUUUCUGCCCCUCUUCUUUCUCGAGCGAGUGUAAAUAUAAUAGUAGGAAAAGAAAAAAAUAAAAAAACAAAUGUCGAAACGAACAAGUGUGAAUUGUGGCACGGUUGAAGGGUGACCGUUCUUUUUUUCGGAAGUUGCGAACCCUCAGGUUAAAAGCUAACGUUCCUUCCCUAAAAUAAUUUUGCAAGAAGUUAAAUAAAUUAUUUAGAAAAAAGAAAGAAAGAAAAAAAAAAAAGAAUAAAAAUGUAGAACAACGAGAACAACGUAUCGUGCGAUCGCGCGAUAUUUUCGCGAGUUCCUACGGGAAUAAACUGCCGGAGCCUCAAUAAUAUACAUAUAAACAAAGCUAUCACAAGUGCAAGCAUAAAUAGCAAAAUAUAAUAUGAUCUCGAGGCAAAUGAUACUUUAAGCUCUUAGGUAAGAAGAAUUUUGCGAUGUAUGAUCACUUUAUAGUUCUAAGAUAAUAAACGGAAGAACGUAUAUAAAAAAAAAAAAUAAUAAUAAUAAAAAAAUAAUACGAAUAUAGUCGAUUUUUGAAGGUUCACGAUUAUAUCGAGUUGGAUAAUAAGUAACGAAAAAAAAAAAAAAAGAAAAAAAAAUAAG